Molecule: messenger RNA, 1383 nt
Organism: Tremella mesenterica DSM 1558
Lineage: Eukaryota; Fungi; Basidiomycota; Tremellomycetes; Tremellales; Tremellaceae
Exons: 4
Coding region: 1-1383 (460 amino acids)
Biological process (GO): L-glutamine metabolic process; 'de novo' pyrimidine nucleobase biosynthetic process; L-arginine biosynthetic process
Cellular component (GO): carbamoyl-phosphate synthase complex; cytoplasm
Molecular function (GO): carbamoyl-phosphate synthase (glutamine-hydrolyzing) activity
Source: RefSeq, a predicted model, not a curated record
AUGCUUAUCCCGCUCAGCAAGCACGCCAUCCGUGCUCGAGGAAUUCAAGGGCAUUUCAAAUCGCUUGGAUUGAUCGGCAAACGAGGGAUCACCUCCACCGAUCCCAAAUCAGCAAUCCCCUUGUCAAACAAAGAAACGGCCCUUCUCACUCCAAUACUUCCCCCCAAGAUCCCGGCUGUGUUACAUCUCAAAACCGGUCAGAGCUAUGCCGGCCAUAAUUUCGGAGGAACGAAUAGCAAGUUUGGUGAAACUGUUUUUAGUACCAGUAUCACUAGUUACACCGAUUCCAUGACGGACCCUUCUUACCUCGGUCAAAUCCUUGUCUUCACUUCCCCCAUGAUCGGCAACUACGGAGUUCCCUCAAACUCAUCUACCGCUUUUCCAGGUCUACCAUUCCUAGAAUCUGACAAGAUACAAUGUACCGGUGUAGUAGUAUCUGACGUUGCACUCAAAUACUCUCAUUAUCAAGCCGUGGAAAGUUUACACGAAUGGUGUGCAAGAUACGAUAUCCCAGGUAUCACCGGUGUCGAUACCCGAGCUAUCACAUCUCUUCUUCGAGAUCAAGGGACAACUCUAGGUCAAUUAGCAAUAGGAGAUGAUACUUUAAAACCACCACCUUCAACAGAAGAAUAUUGGGAUCCAUCAAAAGAAAAUUUAAUCGCACUAGUUUCCACACCUAAACCUUACACAUUGAACAUUAAUGGUAAAGGUCCCAAAAUCGCAGUUUUAGAUUUCGGUUCAAAAGCUAAUAUCCUUCGUUCUUUAGUUAAACGUGAUGCUGUGGUCACUGUCCUUCCAUGGGAUUACGAUUUCAAUUCUGUUCGGGAUUCUUUCGAUGGUUUGUUUUUAAGUAAUGGACCAGGUGAUCCUAAGAUGAUCAUGGAUACAGCAGCUAGGGUAAGGAAGACUAUCGAUGAGUGGGAUAAACCUAUUUUCGGGAUUUGUAUGGGACAUCAGAUUUUAGGUUUGGCGGCUGGGAUGGAAGCUUAUAGAAUGACAUUUGGUAAUAGGGGACAUAAUCAACCUGUUUUGGCUUUGGCAAGUUCGGGUAGUAUCAAAGCUGGAAGGGUGUAUGUGACUUCACAAAACCAUCAAUAUGCUCUGAAACUUACCGAAGAUUUCCCAGACGGUUGGGCACCUUUCUUCAUCAACUGUAACGAUUCAAGUGUGGAAGGUAUCAUCUCAACUCCAGAAUCCGGGAAGAGGAUCUGGGGAGUUCAAUUCCAUCCUGAAUCGGCGGGUGGACCAUUGGAUACCAUCGAAAUGUUUACAGAUUUCGUCAAUGAAUGUCAAGGCGGAAAAGCAGCGUCGAAACAUACCAUGAUCCCCGGUCAAGUCAUGGGAGGGGCCGAGACCGUUGCCGUGGUCGGAGGGAAGGUUUGA